GAGAAAGUUCAUACUCAAAAUUUUAGGGGUAUUUCACACCUAAUUCACCCGCUUUUACGCCUACGGAUUUUUCUUUUAAAUUGUACAACCAACGCAACUUGUGCCAAGAUGAUUGACACAGUGACAGGACCCGGAGCAUUGCCUUUUGCAGUCCAGCUGAAGGCCUUGACAGAUCUGGAAGGCCGCUACCAGCCAAAGCUCAGCGGUCUGAGGCUCAUUGAGAGCGCGUCGGAUAAUGGACUGAGGAUGACCAGCAGACUGCGGGAGCUGGAAGUGAAAGACCUGCUGACUCUAAGCAGGUUCUUCGGGUUCAGCUCUGAAACGUUCUCUUUGGCCGUCAGCCUGCUCGACCGCUUCCUCUCUGUCAUGAAGAUUCAACCAAAGCACCUGUCUUGCGUGGGUCUCUGCUGCUUUUACAUUGCUGUGAAGUCCUCCGAAGAGAAUAACAUCCCCCUUGCCAACGACCUGAUCCGCAUCAGUCAGAACCGCUUCACGGUGUCUGACAUGAUGCGUAUGGAGAAGAUUAUUAUGGAGAAACUCAACUGGAAGGUGAAAUCCCCCACUGCCCUGCGCUUCCUCCGCCUCUUUCACAACUACGUACAGGAGCAGCUUGGUGCAGACAGUGAGAAGAAACUGAGCCUUGAGAGACUGGAGGCGCAAUUGAAAGCUUGUCAUUGCUCCUUCGUCUUCUCCAAAAUGAAGCCAUCUCUGCUUGCCAUUGCUCUCCUGUGUCUUGAGGUGGACGACCAACCUGACCCAGAGGAAAGGGACCAACUCUCGGAGGCCUUGGACAGUCUGCAGAAGCUAUUAACUAUCAGAGAUGGCGACCUUGCGUAUGUGCGCGUGUUGGUGGGCAAAUGCCUGGCUGAAUAUGCCACCGCCAAGUGCUCUAGGCCCAACGGCCAGAGACUUCGCUGGACCAUUUCGGGAAGAACCGCUCGCCAGCUGAAGCACAGCUACUACAAGAUCACUCACCUUCCCACCAUACCCGAAUCGGCUUGUUAAACUCUUAGCCGCCUUCUUGUUCCCUGACCCAAAUUUCUUUUUUCCGUGAUUGGCUGUAACUUGUCAGGUGAUUCGGCUCACUCAUUUUUUACUUAAAGAUCCUCAUCUGUGAGAUGGUGUUCUUCAAGUAAAAAGGCUUUUCUCUCCAAAUAACAGGAAGUAGGAAACCACCCACUACUCUUCUGCUCAGUUUUUCUUCCGAGGGUGUGCGAGUGCGAGUAUGUUCUUGCUUUGAAUCCGUACCACGGUGUUUGGUAUUUCCUGGAACGGGUUCCUGUUUUAAGCUAAGUAUUGAACCACCUAGGUCCUCAGUCCACCAUGUGGAAGAGGAGGGAGAAGGAUUUUGUGAAACAAAAAUAUGGAACCAAGAAAUCGGGCCCAAAAUCCUUAACUUCCACCCUAGGUUGCUAAACUGUCUUGAAUGCACACUCCUACCCAAGGUGAUAUUUUUUUGUAAUAAAGCAUGUUGAAGGUAUUAAUGCAGCAGUCAUCAGUGGUUACGGAUGAGUUGUUUUUGCCAUUUGAUGGAUUUAUUGGCACAGUGUGAAGUGCCAUAUGUUCUUUCUGGUUUCAGUUGGGAGCACAAUGGUACCUUUUUGGUCGAAAAUGUGAUUUGGAAUUUGCAUUGCAGUAACCUUUGCUGUUUGUGUUGUAUGACAAGUAUUGCUAUUGGUUCCAAAAUGCAUUUCAAAAGGACCGUCUACAAAUGGACUUGUACCUUUCAAUAAACUUUAUUAAAAA
This is a messenger RNA of Syngnathus acus (greater pipefish), 1746 nucleotides long. RefSeq names its product cyclin G1 (gene ccng1). Gene Ontology annotation, cellular component: cyclin-dependent protein kinase holoenzyme complex; nucleus; cytoplasm. Gene Ontology annotation, molecular function: cyclin-dependent protein serine/threonine kinase regulator activity. Bases 109 to 1005 code for a protein of 298 amino acids. NCBI's taxonomy places the organism in Eukaryota, Metazoa, Chordata, Actinopteri, Syngnathiformes, Syngnathidae. Gene Ontology annotation, biological process: regulation of cyclin-dependent protein serine/threonine kinase activity; mitotic cell cycle phase transition. The transcript has 6 exons. The record is from RefSeq and is a predicted model, not a curated record.